Messenger RNA from Hylaeus anthracinus, 1895 nucleotides. RefSeq names its product estradiol 17-beta-dehydrogenase 11. The transcript has 8 exons. Bases 706 to 1692 code for a protein of 328 amino acids. Gene Ontology annotation, molecular function: oxidoreductase activity, acting on the CH-OH group of donors, NAD or NADP as acceptor. Lineage: Eukaryota; Metazoa; Arthropoda; Insecta; Hymenoptera; Colletidae. The record is from RefSeq and is a predicted model, not a curated record. Gene Ontology annotation, cellular component: lipid droplet.
AAAAUCUAGUGAAACUAUCGUUAAACGUGUAAAUGACAGUGUACAAUUGUAUCGCAUUCGAGGCUAAACAACACAACAAUCCAAUUUAAAACAGAACAAAAUUAAAAUAAACGUAAAUUGCUAUAGAAAAACGGAAUGAAUUGUUUCGAUGUUAAAGCAUCGCGAAAAAGUAUCGACAAAAAGAAACGUGAAACGAAUUAGUGGUGACUUUUUAGUGUUAGAAAAACAGCAAGCAAACUCAUUAAACGUUACUCAACUUGAGAAUUAUGUAGCUCUCCUCCGUUUAAAAAGACUCGCUCGUAUUUCCGGACAAAUCGUUCUUUCGUGGAAAAUAUAUUUAAGGGAAUAGAUAUUCGACGAAAAUAAAAUAAAUUCUACCACGGACGCGGACGAUGCAUCCUUGGCUCGAUUUGCUAGAUUCCGAGGCGCAAGGAAUCUUGGUAAAAUCUUUGGCUCGAUCGUAGAUCGGAACCGCUGCGAGUUCUCUAGCUAUUUAUAAAAGUGAAUGUACGAUAUGGCGAUAAACAAAAAAUGACAAAAUCAGGAUUGACGAAACAUACGAUAUACGAUGCAUAUUAGUAUCGGUGAUUAAGAAACGUAAAGACAGCUCGCAAAGGCUAGCACUCUACUUCUGCCUAUAACGGGUUGGCUAUUUAUGGACCGACACUCGUACUUUAUCAGAGACGCAAAGAACACGGGUUACAAAUGAAGCUACUGGAAUUGAUUAACGUAAUAUACGAUCUAUUACUGUUCGUGGGAAUGGCAUUCAUUUAUACAAGCGAGGCUAUUUUAUUGACAUUCAUCCCUCGACGAUAUCGUGGGAAAUCUAUCAAAGGAGAGAUCGCUUUGAUAACGGGAGGUGCAGGAGGAAUCGGAAGCUUGAUCGCCAAAAAAUUGGCCAAGCUUGGAGCACACGUGGUUAUCUGGGACGUUAACAAAAUUGGUAUGGAGGACACGGUUCGAGAAAUAAGAGAAAAUGGAGGGAAAUGUUGGAGCUACUAUUGCGAUAUCACAAACAGAGAGGAAGUGUACAAAACCGCAAAGACUGUUGAAAUUGAAGUUGGUGCUGUAACGCUACUGAUAAACAACGCCGGUUAUGUUUAUGGAAAAACGCUGUUAGAUCUGCCCGAUGAAAUGAUUGAAUGCACUUUCAAAGUGAAUAUUCUCUCGCAUUAUUGGAUUACCAAAGCAUUCGUGAGAGAUAUGAUGAAAAAUAAUCACGGUCAUAUCGUAACUGUCGCUAGUAUAGCUGGCCUCUUAGGAACUUACAAUUGCACGGAUUAUUCGGCGACUAAAUUUGCAGCUAUCGGUUAUCACGAGAGUCUCUUCAGUGAACUUAGGGCCCAUGGAUACGAUGGGAUUCACGCGACCUUAGUCUGUCCUUAUUUCAUCAACACUGGUAUGUUUCAAGGAGUGAAACCCAGAUUGAUGCCAAUGCUAGAACCUGAUUAUGUUGCCGACGAAAUUGUCUCGGGAAUAUUAGUAAAUCAAAUAAAUGUUGUACUGCCUGGGAUAGUUAGAUACCUCUUACCGCUUAAAUGCUUAUUACCAGCAAAGUUGUGUUGGGCAUUGAUGUAUCACAUAAUACGUGGACCUCAAUCUAUGAUGAUGUUGAACAAACAAGAGAAGAAACAAACAUUGAAAGACAACAACAAUGUUACGAUACUUUCUAAAGAGACAUACGUACACUGAUACAUACGAAUUGGUGCAAACAAUUGCGAAUUACUACGAAAAUACUCGAUCGCGUUCGAAUUUAAUGGAAUGUCAUUGGUUAUCAAGACUGAAUAUUUAUCGGUAUGUGUAAAUUGUAUUUGGCAAUUAAAAUUUUAUAUUUUUCAUGUAUAUAUUUAUAAUAUUUAUAAAAAUAAUUAUAAUAAAUCGUAAAAGUAAUUCAA